UCUGCACUGAUCAUACCAAUGAAGACCUUCAAGACCCACAAAGCUUGUAUCCUUUUCUCUCUUCUCAUCUUCCUCUCUUCCUCUGUUUUUCCUUCCGAAUCUCUCCCCUUGGCUGCAGGUACAAUCGAGAGAACCGCAAAACAGCAAGCCCCGGCGGCCAGCCUCCCACCGAGUCAUGAAACUGCACCAACAUCUGCGUCAUCCCAGCCUUCAGGUUUACUUGUUGAUCCUGCUCUCUCUCCACCUAUUUCAAAUAAAAAACCUUCUUCCGCAGAGUCUUUGGAUAGCCAGGAGGGAGAGUCCGAAGCGGGUAACCAACAAGAAACGGGUUAUCCACAACAGGGCAGGAACCAGCCUUUAUCGGGUUUCAAUCAACCAUUUUCUUCUACUAACCAGCCUUUAUCGGGUUUCAAUCACCCAUUUUCUUCUACUAACCAGCCUUUAUCGGGUUUUAAUCAGCCCUUUUCUUCUACUAGACAGCCUUUUUCGGGGUUUAACCAGCCAUAUUCAUCUCUAAAUCAGCCUUUUGGGUCUAAUAACCAGCAAGGCUUAGUAAACAACAGUCCUCUUGAUAAUGGGGUUUCAGAAGAAAAGGAAUUCGUGCUAGGAGUUGUUUUAGUCUCUCUAAUUACCUUUGGUUUUCUUGUUUAGUGUGCUACUAUAUAUAAUUGGGCAGAGGAAUAACCAACAUUCCAUUGUAUAUGGCCUCUCCCGAGGCCAUCGUUCCUCUUUCUAUGUCUUGGUUUCCAUACGAAGAUUUGUACUCAUGCAAUUUGUUAGUUACAUCUUUUGGUGUUUGAGUAUAUUAAAAAAUGGGAUUUAUAUUA
Molecule: messenger RNA, 827 nt
Organism: Alnus glutinosa
Lineage: Eukaryota; Viridiplantae; Streptophyta; Magnoliopsida; Fagales; Betulaceae
Exons: 1
Coding region: 19-651 (210 amino acids)
Source: RefSeq, a predicted model, not a curated record